Molecule: messenger RNA, 1628 nt
Organism: Helianthus annuus (common sunflower)
Lineage: Eukaryota; Viridiplantae; Streptophyta; Magnoliopsida; Asterales; Asteraceae
Product: TBC1 domain family member 2A
Exons: 7
Coding region: 267-1439 (390 amino acids)
Source: RefSeq, a predicted model, not a curated record
CGUUAGUCGUGUUUGUCCUUUGAUGGUUUCAAAUUCAAGUUUUCCUGAAACACCACCACCCAUUUGGAGAAACGUUCAAAAAAUUCGAAUUUUAUUCAACCCUUUCUCACCCACUCACCCUUUCAACUUUCUUCUUCAUCUUUUCCAUCGUCUUAUAUAUAUAAACAACAACCCAUUUUGUUCUUGUUUAUUCUUCUUCAGGAACCACUUUUUUUAUAACCUUCAACGAACACCCAUCCAUCCAUCUUCGAUUUGGUCCUCAAAAGAUGCACAGAAGCACGGAUUUACCUUUCGAAAUCCCUCUUUUGAGGCCCAGUAUUCAUGCCAGAAGGGCAAAUAUUGUUGUAAAGUUUCAAGAUCCUUAUGGGUUUAUGGUUGAAGGUAAUGUUGAUGAUGUUAACAUAUUGAAUGAUGUCAGGGAAAAGAUGAGGGAAAGGGAUAAGGUGUGGUGGGCUAUGGAAGCAAGCAAAGGGGAUAAUUGGUAUAUGCAGGCGGUUUCGUCUUCGUCUACGGCUGCCGCGCUUAAAUCGUCCCUGAGGUUUUCGUUUUUGGUCAAUGCUAUGGCUUUGAAGAAGCUAAUUCGGAAGGGGAUUCCUCCCGGUUUGAGGCCGAAAGUGUGGUUUUCGUUAUCCGGGGCUGCCAAGAAGAAAUCUACCGUGCCUGAUAGCUAUUAUGAUGAUCUAACAAGUGCUGUUCAAGAUAGGGUCACCCCUGCCACCAAGCAGAUUGAUCAUGACCUGCCGCGGACGUUCCCUGGUCAUCCGUGGUUGGAUACACCGGAGGGGCAUGCGGCGGUGAGACGUGUUCUUGUUGGGUACUCUUUCCGCGAUUCGGAUGUUGGUUAUUGUCAGGGCCUAAAUUACGUGGCAGCAUUGUUGUUACUCGUGAUGAAAACCGAAGAGGAAGCUUUCUGGAUGUUAGCAGUCCUCCUAGAAAACGUAUUGGUCAACGAUUGUUACACCGACAAUUUAUCCGGCUGCCAUGUUGACCAAAGGGUGUUUAAAGAUUUGCUGACCAAGAAAUGCCCAAGGCUAUCUGCUCAUUUAGAUGCUAUUGGGUUUGAUGUUUCGCUUGUAGCUACCGAGUGGUUUCUUUGCCUGUUUUCUAAAAGCUUACCUUCAGAGACAACUAUGAGAGUGUGGGAUGUUCUCUUUUACGAAGGGGCAAGUGUCUUGUUUUAUGUAGCUUUGGCUGUUUUCAAGAUAAAGGAAGAAGAGUUGUUGAUGACACAUCAUGUUGGGGAUGCGAUCAAGAUAAUACAGAAUACCACCCAUCAUCAAUUCGAUCCUGAUGACUUGUUGACAGUUGCCUUUGAAAAAAUUAGCUUUAUGACAACCAAUUUAUCGAAGCAAAGGAAGAAGCAAGAAACGGUGGUAAUGGCGGAACUUGAUCAGAGAUUAAGGCGACUAAACACAAGUAAAUUAAGCGUCACUAGUUAAUGUAUGGUGAUGUAAGGUUAGUACAUGUGAAAACGUUGUCUUACGCUUUGCCGAGGGCUAUCAAGCGCCCCGUGAGUCGUUUUUUGUGUUCCUAGGAGAGAAUUGGGUGCUUCAUUGAAGAAGAAAAAAAGUGUGUUCCAGAGGUUGAUAGUGUGAAAUGCUACUAAAUUUCCAGUUUUUUAAAUAUUA